Messenger RNA from Penicillium antarcticum, 1740 nucleotides. Its product is annotated as putative glycosyl hydrolase. Gene Ontology annotation, biological process: carbohydrate metabolic process. Bases 1 to 1740 code for a protein of 579 amino acids. The record is from RefSeq and is a predicted model, not a curated record. The transcript has a single exon. Lineage: Eukaryota; Fungi; Ascomycota; Eurotiomycetes; Eurotiales; Aspergillaceae.
AUGGCUCCCCGACACUCUUUAUCUAGCCCCUUGAGGCUACCACGGUCUCUAUAUUGUAUCAUUACACUAUGCUUCCUGUCAUUUUCGGCUGUGGUCAAUGUGCUGGCGUAUCCGCUGCAAGAUGUUUUGAGAGAAUCAUUGUCGAUCCUCAAUGGGGGCUCCAGUGCCUUUGGUGGCUCUUCUGCGGAGACGGUCCUGGGAGAUACUGAACCGAUAUCGGGAGAGUCAAGCCACGAGCCAAUUCUUCAUACGCUGCGGUAUCUUGUUGAUGCACUGCGUGUCAUGCAAGACAGUUACUUUGUGCUAUGGCAAGGCACGUGGCCUACCAGCAUCGAUUGGACUGCCGCGGUCCUGGGAACACACGUUUCGGCGGCGCUAUCGUCUCUAACAUCUGGACCGCUUGGUAUCCCGGAGACGGAUGAACUGCCAGGUGUGUCCCUGUUUAUGCUUGAGAAUACCGUCAAUCGAUACUUCAGUCAUACAUCCGCCUUUUACUUCGGCGAGAACGCAUUCAGUUUGCGAAACCAGGCUUACGAUGACAUGCUCUGGGUGGUGCUGGGAUGGCUAGAGAGCAUUAAGUUCCAAGACCUCCAUUCAGAUCUGCACUACACUUCAUCUAAUGCCAGCUCUGGACAAUCAUGGUAUGGCACCCAAUUCCGUGAUUCUGCAGCACACAGAGCACGACUAUUCUAUGAGCUUGCUUCGGCAGGCUGGGACAAGACCCUUUGUGACGGCGGUAUGAUCUGGAGCCCAUAUUUGACGCCAUACAAGAAUGCUAUCACAAACGAGCUAUUCAUCUCCGCAAGCAUUGGCAUGUACCUUUACUUCCCGGGAGACCCCAUUGACUCGCCUUUCCUCGCCGGCGCACAAGGCGCCCAGACAGUGCACAAGAACCCACACAGUGCCGCCCAUCUCAAGGCUGCAGUUGACGGAUACAAGUGGCUUAAUAACUCGCACAUGACCGGCCCUGGCGGGCUUUAUGCCGAUGGCUUCCAUAUUAGUGGCUACCAAAGCUCACAGAAACCUGGCUCGGGCAAGUGCGAUGAACUCAACACUAUGGUCUACACCUACAAUCAAGGAGUCAUUCUCAGCGGGCUGAGAGGACUAUGGUUAGCCACCCACUCAAAAGACUAUUUGGUUGACGGCCACAAGCUAGUCCACAAAGUACAGCUAGCCACUGGCUGGCCAUACAUCUCCAGCCAGCAGUGGAAAGGACUCGGCCGUGGCGGCGUACUAGAAGACGCAUGCGAUGCCGGCGGCUCCUGCUCCCAGGAUGGGCAAACCUUCAAGGGAAUCUUUUUCCAUCAUCUUGCAGAGUUCUGUCGGCCUCUGCAGCCACAAGAAAACAGAUUUCUGGCAGAUUCCAUGGCUGGCAAUAACUCAGGAGAAGGUAGCUGGGAUGAGAUCUAUCAAUGGCAUUUGGGACGCUGUCGCGCCUAUGGCACCUGGAUCGAGCACAAUGCGCAGGCCGCUUUGAUGACUCGGGACAGCGAUGGCAAGUUUGGCUCUUGGUGGGCUCGUCCAUAUUGUCAGCUUGAGGCCGACGGUAUCGUGGAUAGCAGUACCAUCCCUGCUGAUGCUGUUGAUUACCGUAACUUCGGAGACUCUGAGCCCUCGGCUGCGGACUUCAAGCCGAAGGAUUACAAUGACCGCGGCCGUGGUCGCACGGUUGAAACACAAUCUGGCGGCAUCGCAGUUUUGAGAGCCCUGUAUCAAUGGCAAUCUUGUGGUGCAAUAUGA